AACGGCUGGACGCGCAGCACCAUUUUGCUAAAACCGUUUUUUAGGAUUUGACGGGAUAUUUUUUGAAAACGAAGGAGACCCCUGAUAUAACCCCGGGAUAUAAAAUUAUCCCAUAUUCGUCACUAUGAAGUCGCUCGUUUUUGUGGCAUGUUUGGUCAUGAUGAUAUGCGUCAACUUCCAGACUGUUUGCGGGAGAUCUGUGGCAAAAAAAGGACGUCCAGCAGAAAGUCACCGUGGCGCUCAGGAGGAAACGAAAAGAAGGGAUGUAUUCAUCGAAGACUUGAUACGCGGUCCGGGUCAUGUUCAUCAUUCCUGUGAGAUAGAACAUGAUGUAGGAUCAGAUUGUACACUACUAGGUGGUUCCCAUUCCGUUUAUGAUGCUUGCUGUAGUACCACAAAAGCUUUGGCUUGUAAGAAGAAUCAGCAAACACAAGAGUUACAAUGUGUAGCAGUCAGGGGUAUUCAGCAUUUGUCUUCAACCCGCCAGAACACCAUCAGAUAUUUACUUCUGAAACAAAGAGAAAGUCUGAGAGGUCAGAUACUGGCCAGGAACCGAGCCAGACAACAGGCUCUCAAGCAAAUCUUUGAAUCAAUUUUGCUAUGUGAUUAAUUUAUCCAUUAUGUUGAAUUUAUAUUGAUUGUGGAAUAAAUAAUUUGCACAA
Saccoglossus kowalevskii is the source of this 662-nucleotide messenger RNA. RefSeq lists its product as uncharacterized. Lineage: Eukaryota; Metazoa; Hemichordata; Enteropneusta; Harrimaniidae. The record is from RefSeq and is a predicted model, not a curated record.